AUGGAAAAAUAUUAUAAAAGAGCUUCAAAUGUGUCGCAUUUUUCUGAGGUGGAGGUAGACAAUUCAAAAAGACAAAAAGUUUCAAUCAUAUCACAUUUUCCUGAAGUAGAUUUUGACAAUUCAAAAAGAAAUUGUACUUCAAGUUCAAUUGAUAUGACUAAUCUUCCUACCGAUCCUGGGUUGCGACCACCAAUUUCCAAUUACCACCCAAAUAUUCAAGAUGAAAUUCGUAGACAUUAUCUACAGCAAUGGCCUUGUCAACCAAGAAGUCAUAAAUUUCCUAAGAAAUUCUAUGGAGCAAAGGAACGUCGAUUCAACAUUGCAUGGUUUAAUCAAUUUUCUACUUGGUUUGAAUAUAGCAUAAUUGAUUGUAUUCGCCUUCUUGUACGAAAAGGUCUUGCAUUUCGUGGUCAUGAUGAGUCCCAAGAGUCUAAUAAUCAAGUUAGAGUUGUUGCUUUAAAAAAUGCUUCUGAGAAUCUUAAACUGACUUCACCAAAGAUUCAAAAGGACAUUGUAAAUGCUUGUGCUAUGGAAACAAUUAAUGUUAUUAUUAGAGAUAUGGGAGAUGUUGUUUUUUCUAUUUUAAUUGAUGAAUCUCGUGAUGUAUCCAUAAAGGAACAAAUGGUCGUAAUGUUUCGUUAUGUGGACAAGAGAAGGUGUGUGAUUGAGCAAUUCAUCAGUAUUGAACAUGCUCCUAAUACCACUGCGAUCUCACUUAAGAUAGCAAUUGAUAAGUUGUUUUCAAAGCAUGGAUUGAGCAUAUCCAAAUUACGAGGUCAAGGGUAUGAUGGAGCUAGUAACAUGAGUGGAGAGUUUAAUGGUUUGAAAAGUAUUAUCAUGAAGGAGAAUGAAUGUGCUUUUUUUUUCCAUUGUUUUUCUCAUCAACUACAAUUAGCACUCAUGGGUGUGGCAAAGAAACAUUAUUUAAUAGGUACUUUUCUCACCGUACUGUCUAAUGUGGUGAAUGUUGUUGGAGCCUCAUCCAAGCGUCGUGACAUUCUCCGAGAAAAACAAGCUCUCAAAGUCAUCGAAGCCUUAAAAGGUGGAGAACUUUUGAGUGGAAGAGGCCAAAAUCAAGAAAGUGGAAUUAAGCGUCCAUGUGAUACACGUUGGGGAUCACACUUUGGUGCUUUGGUAAGCUUUACUAUCAUAUUUUCGUCUAUUAUUGAUGUGCUUGAGGAAAUUACAAAUGAUAGAUUGAAUAGUGAGCAAAAAUAUGAAGCAUCUAUUAUGCAAAUGGUGCAAACAUAUGAUUUUGUCUUUAGCUUGCAUUUGGUGAAGAAUAUUCUUGGGAUCACAAAUGAGUUGUCACAAGUCUUACAAAAAGGUGAUCAAGAUAUUGUGAAUGCAUUGGAUUUGGUCAAAAUAUGCAAGAAACAGUUACAAAUGAUGAGAGACAAUGGUUGGGAUUCUUUAGUAGAAGAAGUUUCUAGUUUUUGUAUGAAGUUCAAUAUUGAUGUUCUUGAUAUGAAUCAUAUGUAUUGUCCUCAAGGGAAAUCACGACGCAAGACUCCAAAGCUAACAAUUUUUCACUAUUUCUGUGUUGAUUUUUUCAAUACAGUGAUAGAUUUACAACUACAAGAGCUAAAUAGUCAUUUUAAUGAGGCUAAUACUGAGUUUCUACUUUGUUUAGUAUGUUUAUCUCCAGCUAAUUCAUUUUCUACUUUUAACAAGGGAAAGUUAAUCCGUCUUGCUCAACUUUAUCCAUGUGAUUUUUCUACAAUGGAUAUAAAGGUACUAGAAUAUCAACUUCAAACCUAUGUUGAUGAUAUGCGUUCUCAUGUCAAGUUUUCAGCUUUGAAAGGGAUGGUUGUUGUUUCUAAGAAACUAGUUGAGACAAAAAAGGAUAAGGUAUAUCCAUUGGUUUAUUUGCUUAUUAAAUUGGCAUUAACGCUUCCAGUUGCAACAGCUUCGGUAGAAAGAGCAUUCUCUGCAAUGAACAUUGUGAAGAAUCAAAUGCGCAACAAAAUGGGAGAUCAAUGGUUGAAUGAUAGCCUCACUGUGCAUCUUGAGAAGUAUGUGUUCGAUGCUAUUGAUAAUGAGUCUAUUAUCCAUCGUUUUCAAAACAUGAAAUCUCGUUGA
This is a messenger RNA of Humulus lupulus (European hop), 2082 nucleotides long. RefSeq lists its product as uncharacterized. Gene Ontology annotation, molecular function: protein dimerization activity. The record is from RefSeq and is a predicted model, not a curated record. Lineage: Eukaryota; Viridiplantae; Streptophyta; Magnoliopsida; Rosales; Cannabaceae. Bases 1 to 2082 code for a protein of 693 amino acids. The transcript has 4 exons.